This is a messenger RNA of Gracilinanus agilis (Agile Gracile Mouse Opossum), 2153 nucleotides long. RefSeq names its product tubulin monoglycylase TTLL3-like. The record is from RefSeq and is a predicted model, not a curated record. The transcript is spliced from 10 exons. Gene Ontology annotation, cellular component: cilium. Lineage: Eukaryota; Metazoa; Chordata; Mammalia; Didelphimorphia; Didelphidae. Gene Ontology annotation, biological process: cilium assembly; cilium movement; protein modification process.
GGUUAGGCUCUGGAGUGGGAUUGGGGAGGAAAACCUGGCAGAAGAGCUUCUAGGAUCUGUCUGGCUGUCUCACUGUAGGCCCCCAAGCUCCGAUGUCUGUCUGGAGAGGGUUCCCUGGGGCCCCACUCAACAUUGACCGGCUUAAGAAUGCCAAGAUCCUGGUGCAGAGAGCCAUCAAGCAGAAGAAAGUCUUCAUGAUCCAGGGCCGCUACCCCGUGAUCCGAGGGAUCCUGCGCCGCCGGGGCUGGGUGGAGAAGAAGAUUCCCCAUUUAACAAUAGGGCCAACACUACCUCCUCCUAGGGAAUUGGACAAUCUUGGAUCUGGAGAUCAUGAAGUCCCUGAGGACUAGGAUGAAGAAGAUGAUGAUGACGAUCAACAGGCAGAUCUUGAAGAUUUAGAUGGCACUCAUGACCUUAUGUCCCGAAUGGUUCGAAAUGAAGUGCCCUAUUUCAUCUGGACCACCCGGAGGGAUGUGAUCGACUGCCGCUUUCUCUGCAAAGAGCAAAUGAUAAAUCACUAUGCUCGGGCAGGCUCCUUUACCACCAAGGUUGGCCUGUGCCUUAAUCUUCGGAAUCUACCCUGGUUUGAUGAGGCCAAUGCAGACUCCUUCUUCCCACGCUGCUACCGCCUAGGAGCUGAGGAUGAGAAACAGGCCUUCAUGGAGGACUUCUGGCUGACAGCUGCACGCAACGUUCUCAAGCUGGUGGUAAAGUCAUGGGUUCCCUAUCCAGAGGAGACCCUCCCCUGAGGUUCUUCAGGGAACAGACUUCGUAAAAAAGAAAUCAAGCAGGUGUCAUCAGAGCUGAUUGAAGAUGCUCUCCAGGCCUGUGAGGAACACCUCAGUAGUUUGGCCCAUGAGGAUAUCGAUAAGACCAUGGAGCCCCAAGGGUACUCGAACCAUGCUGACUGGACUUUUUUUCUCCAGCGCUACUACCAAGUGGUCCAUGAGGGGGCUGAGUUGAAGAAGGCCGAGUCUCAUAUCCAGCGUUGUGAAGACAUCCUUCAGCAGCUACGAGAAGUGGUGCCUCAAAUUGACAUGGAAGGAGACAGAAAUAUCUGGAUUGUGAAGCCUGGAGCCAAGUCCAGAGGUCGAGGUAUUGUAUGCAUGGACCACCUGGAAGAGAUGUUAAAGCUGGUGGAUUGUGACCCCAUGAUUGUGAAAGAUGGCAAGUGGGUGGUACAGAAGUAUAUUGAGCGACCCUUGCUCAUCUUUGGCACCAAGUUUGACUUGAGGCAAUGGUUCCUCGUGACUGACUGGAAUCCACUCACUGUCUGGUUCUAUCGAGACAGUUAUAUUCGAUUUUCCACCCAGCCCUUCUCCCUGAGGAACCUGGACAGUUCUGUGCAUCUCUGCAACAACUCCAUCCAGAAACACUUUGAAAACUCUAACAUUCGUCACCCCUUGCUGCCCCAUGACAACAUGUGGUGCAGCCAGAAGUUCCAGACUUACCUGAAGGAGGUAGGAGCACCUGAGGCUUGGGCAGAAGUCAUGGUUCCAGGCAUGAAGGCUGCAGUCAUCCAUACACUGCAGACUUCUCAGGACACUGUGCAAUCCCGAAAGGGCAGCUUUGAGCUGUAUGGGGCUGACUUUGUGUUUGGAGAAGAUUUCCAUCCUUGGCUGAUUGAGAUCAAUGCCAGCCCGACUAUGGCACCUUCUACAGCUGUCACCACCCGACUCUGUGCUGGGGUGCUGGCCGAUACAUUGCGUGUAGUCAUAGACCGUCGGCAAGACCGCAACUGUGACACUGGUGCCUUUGAACUUAUUUACAAGCAGGUGAGAUACUCGGGGUACUACAUCCAUUGUAAUCUUUCUUUCCUUGGGUCUCCUAAAGGGACAAGAAAUAGCAUCCAACUUGGGUUUCCUUCUUUUAAAAGUAACUUUCCAAACUUCUGAUGCCCUAAUCAACCUCUUGUGUGCAAGGGCAUGGUGUUAGGCUCAAGAGGAGGGGGUGGGGUGAGGCUAUAGGAAAGUAUGAUUGCCCCUGCCCUGCCCUCUGAUGGUUACUUGAGGAAAUGAGACUUUGUACACCCAGAAGAUUAAAAGGGCAUACCUGCCAGCUGCUAAAAGAUGAGCAAAAACAUUAACACUAGAAGGACCAGGUGUGUCAAUUGUUUUUUUUUAAUUGUUUUAAAAUAAUUUCACUAUACUUUC